AUGCCCAGGGUCUUUCUUGUGAGGAGUCGGCGCCCACAGCCACCUAACUGGAGCCACCUUCCUGACCAGCUGCGGGGAGAUGCCUAUGUCCCAGACUGCAGCAGCCUGGCAGUGCCACCAGCACACAGAUCUCCUGGUCUGAGAGACACCUGGGCAGUGUCCUCACAGGGGAUGCUGACCUCUGCUCCCAAGGGCACUGGGACACUUGGCUGCCCCCUCUGCCCCAAGGCCUUCCCGCUGCAACGCAUGCUGACUCGGCACCUCAAAUGCCACAGCCCGGCGAGGCGCCACGUGUGCCACUAUUGCGGCAAAGGCUUUCACGACGCCUUCGAUCUCAAGCGCCACAUGAGGACUCACACUGGAAUACGGCCAUUCCGGUGCGGAGCUUGUGGAAAAGCUUUCACACAGCGCUGCUCCCUUGAAGCUCACCUUGCCAAGGUGCACGGGCAGCCAGCCAGCUACGCCUACCGGGAGCGCAGGGAGAAGCUGCACGUAUGUGAAGACUGCGGUUUCACCAGCUCUCGGCCCGAGGCUUAUGCACAGCACCGCACCCUACACCGCACAACCUGA
Molecule: messenger RNA, 570 nt
Organism: Grammomys surdaster
Lineage: Eukaryota; Metazoa; Chordata; Mammalia; Rodentia; Muridae
Gene: Ovol3
Product: ovo like zinc finger 3
Exons: 4
Coding region: 1-570 (189 amino acids)
Biological process (GO): regulation of transcription by RNA polymerase II; epidermal cell differentiation
Cellular component (GO): nucleus
Molecular function (GO): RNA polymerase II cis-regulatory region sequence-specific DNA binding; DNA-binding transcription factor activity, RNA polymerase II-specific
Source: RefSeq, a predicted model, not a curated record